GUGUGUGUGUGUGUGUGUGUGUGUGUGUGGUCUGUGGUGUUGUUUUAAUUCAUCUAUUUAUUUUACAUCCCAGCCGAAGCCUACCCUCCCCCAUCCUCUCCUUCUAGUCCCUUCUCACCCCCCCUCACCCCCUCCACCUCCAAUCUCCUCCUCUUUCUUCUCUCUCCAGGAAAGGGCAGGUUUCCCAUAAGUAUCAAUAAAACAUGGCAUAUCAAGUUGCAGUAAGGCUAAGCACCCCUGCAUGUAUUAAGACUAGGCAAGGCGAUCUAGUAGGAAUAGGGUCCCAAAAAUCAGUAAAAGAGUUGGAGACAGCCCCUGUUCCCAUUUUUAGAAGUCUCACAAGAAGACCAAUCUACACAACUGUAACAUAUAUGUAGAGGCCUAGGUCAGCCCCAUGCAGGCUCCCUGGUUGUCCAUUCAGUCUCUGUGAGCCCCUAUGAGCCCAGAUUAAUUGAUUGUGUGAGCCUUCCUGUGGUGUCCUUGACCUGUCUGGCUGCUACACUCCUUCCCCCUCCUCCCCCUCCUUCCCUUCCUCCUCUUCCUCCUCCUCCCCCUCCUCACCCUCACCCUCUUCAGGAUUCCUGAACUAGAUCGUACCUCUCUGAUGACAAUUGGGCCAGGCACCAAUCUGGUCACAGGAGAUGGCCAAUUCAUGCUACUAACCACUAUUGCUAGAAGUCUAAAUUGGGAUCCUCCUCAUAGACUCCUGGGAGAUUCCCCUGUGCCAGGCUUCCACCUAACCCCCCAAAAUGCCCACUCCUCCAGCAGUUCUUUUCAACGCUCUCCCUCUCAAUGCCUUCCCCUAACCUGAUCACUCAUGUUCCCAUCCUCACCUGCCCUCAGUCCACUCACAAAAUCUCUACUAUUUCCCCUUCCCAGGGAGAUCUGAAUGUCCCCUCAUGAACCCUCCUUGUUACCUAGUCUCUCUAGGUCUGCAGAUUAUAGCAUAGUUAUACUUUAUUUUACAGCUAAUAUCCACUUAUGAGUGAGUACAUACCAUGUUUGUCUUUUUCAGUCUGGGUUACCUCACUCAGCAUGAUUUUUUCUAGUUCUAUCUAUUUGCCUUCAAAAUUCCUAGUGUCCUUGUUUUUAACAACUGAGUAAUACUCCAUUUUGUAAGUGAACAUUUUCUUUAUCCAUUCCUCAGUUGAGGGACAUCUAGGUUGUUUUCAGUGGCUAUUACAAAUAAAGGUGCUAUGAACAUAGUUGAGCAGGUAUCCUUGUGGUGUGAUUGAGCAUCCUUUGGGUAUAUGUCGAAGAGCGGUAUAGCUGGGUCUUGUGAUAGGUUGAUUGUUAGUUUUCUGAGAAACUGCCACACUGACUUCCAAAGUGCCUGUACAAGUUUGCACUCUCACCAGCAAUAGAGGAGUGUUCCCCAGGUGGUGCAUGCUUUUAAUUUUAAUUUGCUUUUUUUUUUUUUUCCAUUUGGGAGGCAGAGGCAGGUGCCUCUUUGUGCAUUCUAGGUGAGCCUGGUCUAGUGAGUUCCAGGACAGCCAGAGCCUCCUAAUAAAGAGACUGUGUAUUAGUCAGGGUUCUCUAGAGCAGUGGUUCUGAAUCUGUAUCAACCCCUUAGGGGGCUGAAAGACCUUUUCACAGGGGUCGAAAAUUAUAUAUCCUGCAUAUCAAAUAUUUACAUAAUGACUCAUAACUAGCAAAAUUAGUUAUGACGUAGCAAUGGAAAUAAUUUUAUGGUUGGGAGUCACCACAACAUGAAGAACUGUAUUAAAUGGUUGCAUCAUUAGGAAGGUUGAGAACCACUGCUCUAGAGAGGAACAGAACUUACAGAAUGAAUGUGUGUAUAUAUAUAUAUAUAUAUAUAUAUAUAAAUUAUUAAUGGCUUACGGACUGUGUACCAGCUUGUCCAACAAUAGCUGUCUACCAAUGAAAGGUCCAAGAAUCCAGUAGUUGUUCAGUUUAUGAGGCUGGAUGUCUCAGUUGUUCUUCAGUAUAUACUAGAAUCCCAAAGAAAUAGGCUCUAAUGCCAGUGAAGGAAUGGAUUUGCCAGCAACAGCAAGUGGACAAAUACAGAGCAAGCUUCCUUCCAUGUUCUUUGUACAGGCUACAGGCAGAAGGUGUGUCCCAGAGUAAAGGUGGAUCUUCCCACCUCAACUGAUUACAAGUUGGUCUCGCCAGGUGGUAGUGUCGCAUGCCUUUAAUCCCAGCACGGGGAGGCAGAGGCAGGUGGAUCUCUGUGAGUUUGAGGUUAGCCUGGUCUAUAGAAUUAGUUCCAGGGCUGCCAGGACUACACAGAAAAAGCCUGUCUUAGAAAAAAAAAGCGGGGAAGGGCUUUCGCUGCCUGACGCUGCUGAGGUGGGCCUGUCUGCAGCAGCCGACAUGCGCUACGUCGCCUCUUAUUUGCUUGCGGCCCUUGGGGGCAACUCCUCUCCCAGCCCCAAAGACAUUAAGAAGAUACUAGAUAGACAGCGUGGGCAUCGAGGCAGUGAUGACCAGCUCAACAAGGUCAUCAGUGAGCUGAAUGGAAAAAACAUUGAGGAUGUCAUCGCCCAGGUUGUUGGCAAACUUGCCAGUGUGCCUGCUGGUGGGGCUGUGGCUGUUUCUGCUGCCCCUGACUCUGCAGCUCCUGCUGCUGGUUCUGCCCCUGCUGCAGCAGAGGAGAAGAAAGACGAAGAGAAGGAGGAGGAGUCCAAGGAGUCAGAUGAUGACAUGGGAUUUGGCUUGUUUGAUUAAAUUCUUGCUCCCCUGCAAAUA
Molecule: messenger RNA, 2709 nt
Organism: Peromyscus californicus insignis
Lineage: Eukaryota; Metazoa; Chordata; Mammalia; Rodentia; Cricetidae
Product: 60S acidic ribosomal protein P2-like
Exons: 1
Coding region: 2335-2688 (117 amino acids)
Biological process (GO): cytoplasmic translational elongation
Cellular component (GO): ribosome; cytosolic large ribosomal subunit
Molecular function (GO): structural constituent of ribosome
Source: RefSeq, a predicted model, not a curated record